AUGUAUCCUUAUAGGGAAGUGAAAUCCAUCUCUGCAAGCAAACCAGUGACAGAGCUGUUGCCAGGUCUUCGUAAUAUGCUUUCCAACAGUCAGGAAGAGUCGAACAGUCAAGGACCCACAACCAUCGGAAAUACCAAUUUGGGGAAGCUUCAGGCGAACCAUUCAUGCACAGAGUCGAGUCCUGUGGCUAAGGCUAUGGUGGCAACCAUGGAGACAACAACCAGACUGCCCGAUUUGAUCCAAGUCUCUUGGGUGUCCGUUAAUAACCUUGGAACGAUUAUCAGUUUUACCCUCAAUUACAGCGACAAAGUGGUAAGGAAAAUCUAUUGA
Messenger RNA from Protopolystoma xenopodis, 330 nucleotides. The record is from the annotation of a GenBank genome assembly. NCBI's taxonomy places the organism in Eukaryota, Metazoa, Platyhelminthes, Monogenea, Polystomatidea, Polystomatidae.